CAAAAUUUAAUCGCAGUAUGAUUUUGAAAUUUGAAUGUAUAAAAAGUGUGCUGUGGAAUUAGUUCAACUUCGAUAUUUUAUUAAAUAAAAUCAUUGAUAGAAAUCCUUUUUUUAUUCUCUGUUGAGUGUUCGGAAUUGUUUUCAAUACAAUUUUAUCACAACAAUGCAUAAGUGUAUAUUGAUUGCAUAUGUUAUUUUUUGUAUAACUAGUUUAAAUCGAUGUGCUGGAGAUUCGCAUACAUAUACAAAUGUAUUAUCCAGUGACGAUGAUAAUAAAUUUUUUGAGCGUACUCUCUUCACCAGGAACACAACAGUUCCAAAAUCUUAUGUGGUCACUUUCAAGUAUAUUACAAGUACAUUUGAUGGUUUCAUCAACCAAGCUGUGAUUCAUUCCAAUGCACAGAAUACGACCGGCCAUUUGGAUCUAACUCAUGUUGACAAUCGUGGAGCAUAUGACAUAAACAUUCCUGAUCAACAUAUAAAUGCUGAAAUAAAUAUUCCAAAUGCAACGAAUUUCAAUGUUGGUGUUGAGCUGAGCAGGUCAUCCCUCUUCGAGGCCUCGAAUUUUGGACAUUUUGCUCUACUUAGAAUCACUCGGCCAAAAAGCUACGCCUUAAUUUGUUCCACACCUGAGAAAAAAAAUACAAAGUACCGAGAAUGGAUGUUCGGAGAGCGAAAGGAUGGAGAUACAAUUUUAUAUGCACGCAAAAAGAGUGGUAAAUUCUUGGGUAAAUUUCAAUACAUCGAGUAUGAAGAUUCUAAUGUGAUCUUUACAGCAGCUGUAAUUAAAUUAAACUCAAAAAAUGCCGCAGUUUUUCCACAAAAAGUCCGUCUGACAAAACAUAGAUUCUAUGCCACGAUCUAUGACCUCAAUCGUGGUAAUAUCGCUCAUAUUGCUCUUAUCUAUGGCUACAGAACUUAAAAAGGCUAAAUUUGGAAUGCUUUUCGUAUAAAAUUGUUUUCUUCUCAUCAGCAAAAAAAAUAAAUAAUCUUACAAUACUUCA
Molecule: messenger RNA, 1004 nt
Organism: Contarinia nasturtii (swede midge)
Lineage: Eukaryota; Metazoa; Arthropoda; Insecta; Diptera; Cecidomyiidae
Exons: 3
Coding region: 164-922 (252 amino acids)
Source: RefSeq, a predicted model, not a curated record